GUGACGUCCUGUGCGGAUAGAUAGAGACAUAGAUGCCGUUACUGUUGAACGAAAUCUCACAGCUCUGUAGCCUUAAGAUUGUCUUUAUGUAAAAGGGUGUUUUAAAGCUCCGGAGAGAAGCAGCAGCAUGCAGCGGAACGCAGUGGUCGUGGUGGCGGACAAAACCAGCCUGAAAAGGCCGUUUAUUUUUGCAAAUGCUGUGCAUAUGGCGCUGUGCUUCUUCAUGUUGACCAUGACAGUAGCUUGGCAUAGAGACCUCAUACAAACUGGCAAACUGGUGUCCAAUGUUUCUGUAGUGAUAAUGUACAUCAUGGAGAUCGGCUGUCUGCUGCUCUCAGUGCUCGGUGUGUUUGGAGCCUGUACAGGAAAAAGAUGGUGUUUGAUUCUGUACGCAGCUGGGAUGGCGGCAGCCAGUCAAACAAUAAUUGUUAGAACAGCACUAAGUUACCAAGAUGUUUAUGAGAAACGUGUGGUCCGCGAGGAGUCCAAGUUGCUGUCAAUGAUGCCACUUACUGGAACCAGCAAAGCUAACAGGACACUGCUGUAUAGUAUUCAACAAGAAUUUGAGUGCUGUGGUCUUAUUGAAGGCUACAAAGACUGGGGCUCUUCUAUCCCUGCUUCCUGUAACUGUCAAUAUCCAGGAAAAUGCAUUCGACUACGAGGCAGCGCCACACUCGGGGCUCCAAAGAACCAGUAUGUUUAUCAAGAGCCUUGCCUACCAAUUUAUGUUUCUGAACUGAAGCUUGCGUUCUCGUUGGCCAUGGGUAUACAAUUUGGAAGUGGAGUGUUUUGGGUGGUUUUACUUGUCAUGAGCAUCAAGCUGAUGGGCCAGAUAAAAAGGAAACAGGAGUUCAUGGCUCUUCUCCAAUCAAACAGAUAUGUUCCGGGUGCCUUCUAGUCACCAAGUACGUUUUGAUACACUUCAAGUUAUUAUCAAUAGUACCUUGUUUGAAUUUGCACAUGUAAACACGUUAUGCUGUAUACCAUAAUCUAGCUAUUUUGUGCUAUAUCGACAUAUGUUGACAUUAUAAUUUUCUAUGAAUACGUGUUAAUGCAUGUUACUGAUAUUGGAAAGUAAUCUACAUGCAUAGGUCAGUUUAAAAUGUUUUUUUUGUUGCCUUACUGCUGUAAAAAAAACAGUGCAAUUUAAUGAAAUUAAUUAAUCUUUAAUAAUCAUCACAUUUUCACAUGCUUUUGUCAUAUCUCUAAAAUUCUUUUAUUCUUCCCAGAAUUAAGCAGCUGUUUGUUUUCUUUGAGUAGCUGGAGCCUAAGUGUUGUCUUAUCUGGAUAAUAUUCCUUCUCUCCAUUUCCUUCGUACCUUGACACAUCAGUGAUUCUAUGGAAAGGCAGAUAUUAGCUAGAUACUGUACCUAAAACUUUCAAACAAACAAAACACAUUUUUGUUUGUUUAUCAUAGCACAACAAUUGAUGCUAAGAUUCUAUCACCAGUGGAAGCAAAGAAAUAUCACUGGAAGUUCAACUAAUGGCUUUAACACUUUGUCGACUGGACCAACUUAUUUUAAAACAUACAUAUUUAAAUAUUCAUACUCAUCUUAAGCUCACUCAUUGAAUUUACAGCAUUAGAGCAACCAAUAAUCGUUGAACAAAUAAUAAUGAGUAACCCUUAUGUAGCACCUUUCUUAAACAGUGUUUACAAAGUGCUUUGAUUGAAAUAUAAUCAUUUAUUUAUUGUUGAGCAUAAAUGUAAUUUUCUUGGGUAAAUAAUCAGGUUAGACAAAGGAAUGAGCCACAGCUCUCAUUGGGACACCCGAAUGUCUUGAUGCCUUGUUAAUAAGCACAUUGUAUAUUUGAAACAUCAUCACUUUAUUCAGUUCCUCUUAAAGCACAUUUAGUGAGUAAAUGAUACGUGAUCAUGUCCACUAGGAGGAGAGGGGACUCUGAUUGGUUGCACAUUUAGUAGACAUACAGUAAAUCCUUAAUUAUUUUGCCUCCAAAAUUUUGAUAUCAAGGUUUGGAGAAAUGUUGGCAUUGACCACUGCAGAC
This is a messenger RNA of Morone saxatilis (striped sea-bass), 2004 nucleotides long. RefSeq names its product tetraspanin-8-like. The transcript has 9 exons. The record is from RefSeq and is a predicted model, not a curated record. Gene Ontology annotation, cellular component: membrane. Bases 128 to 898 code for a protein of 256 amino acids. NCBI's taxonomy places the organism in Eukaryota, Metazoa, Chordata, Actinopteri, Moronidae.